AUGCCUUAUCUGCAAGUCAUCAAAAUACAAAUGGCUCACCAAAGCUCUAAGCGGCUGGGUGUGGCCCCGCCCCCUGGGAGCCCUGAAAAGCCCGGGCAGGGGGCGCCCAGGGAAGGGCUCCAACCCCGCCCAACCCCGGGCCAACGCUUCCCGAAAAACUCGGGGUCCCCCUCCCCCACGCAUGCACCCCGUGAUCGCGCCGCGGCCAGCACUUCCGCACGGCGGGCCCUGCGGCCCGGGCCGGACGCGCGCUCGGCGCCCUGCGGCCCGCGCUCCUGCCACCCCGGAGGCGCUCGCGCCCGGGGAGGGCUGGGGGUUCCCGAGGCGCCCGCGGGCGGAGGGUGGGGGGGAAGGAAGGAGGAUUUGCAGCAAUACCUCGGGGAGGAGGAGACCGGGGCAGCGGCGGCGGCAGCGGCGGCUGGAGGCGGAGGCAGCGGCGAAGGAGGAGGUGCCCGGGCACUCCCCCUCCUAUUGUCCCCAGCCCCGGCCAGGCCCGGCCCCGAGCCCCGCACCGCGCCCCGCGCCGCGCCGCCAGCCCUUACCUUACAGCGCCCGGCUCUCCCCCGCUUCCUAAAGCUACUUAUCCCGGGAAAGCUCGCGCGGGGCCCGGGAGCGAACCCACAGACAAAAAGUGAAACUUCGGCAGGGCUGGAGCGGCUGCUGGCUCAAAAGUACUGGAUGUCAGAGCACCAACAUCAACUUCCAACCCGUCCACUACACACAUGGGGAAACCGAAGCCCUCAGAAGAGAAGUGACUUGUGCAAGGUCAUGUACUCCACAGAUCCAGGCAUGAGACCCGGAUGCUCAUCUUUCCAGCCCUGUUCCCGUCACCCUGGCUCCCUGCUUCCUGCAGAGCAGUGAACCAAAUGUCUUCGGGCUACAAGGACCACCCUAGACAGAGAUUCCGAACUUGCCUGGGCCGCGAUGAAGUCAGUUCCUAGAAGGCUCUGACUGCCAGUGAGCGUUGAAUAGCCAUACCAAUUAGUUGCUUCAAGGCAACUUCCUCUGUCUCUUGCUUAAAUAAAUGAACCCCAGGAGUUUAACAUUUACUUCACAGCCCUGACUGGAAACCCAGAAAGCUUACUGGGUGCUUCCAGCUUCAAAAAAGUUUGCAAACUGGGUGAACUGGUUUGAAUAAAGGCAGACCUGAUACUGGAAGUUUGGGGUUGGAUAUUUUUCCUCAGACAUUUAAAUGUGAGCAACCAGGAGAGCCACCAUUUAUUAUGUUAAAAGGUUAGGAAAGGGGCAGCAGCCAUUGCCUGGAAGGCACUCUAAGGCUGGGGACUUUGUUUCCUUGUAUUUCUAUCCUACUGAUGUCUAAUCAUUCCUCACCUCAGCACGUGAUAAAGCACUUUUUUCUCACUGGCAUAUUAUGUUUUUUUGUUAGGACAAAUUGUAGUCCCUUGUUUCCAUUUAAGGAAAAAAUCGGGUAAAGAGGCUUGCCCAACACAAAAUAAGCAACAGAACGAAACACCUGAACCCACCUUCCCCCAUCCAGGUCCCCUGACUAAUCCCAUGAUUUUUCCACUCAACAAGGAGGCCCUGAUCUUCUAAUUCCUAUUAAUAAAUAGUGAGAGUACCCAGUGAGUUACUAAUUCAUGAAACCUAGAAAACUUGCUUUUGGGGGUAUUUGGUGGGAUUUUUUUUUUUUUUAACCAAGAAUUAAAAAAUGCAGAAACAUUUUUGCUCCUGCCUUUUAUCAAGCAUCUUUUUUGUGCAAAGUUUUUGAAUUCACACAUUCCUGGGUAUGAUAGGGAUGGAAUAGGAUAAUGGCACGUGUGGUUGUGGGGGUCCCAGUGGGGGACCAUGGAUGGAGGGGGGUGCCUGGGGAGAUUUGGGAAAUUACUGUGGGUUGGCGAUUGAUCAAUGGGGAGGGCCAUCAGAAUGACUAGUGGAGGCAGGAGAUAAGCCUCAGGUCUUUGAGUGUGGGAUGGGGCGAGGCCUGCAUUCAGGUUCAGACCUAGGGCAGGAGUUUAAGGACCACCCUUCUGAUUUGAAUAAGCUCCGGGACAGUCCUAGUUUGACCUUACAGAGUCAAUACUCUCUUACCAGCUACUGAGGAGGAGCUACUACUCUAGAAAGAGGAAGAGGCAGUCUUUUCCCACCCCCAUUUCCCUUGGAUUAUUAAAAUGUAGCCCACCUAAUCUUCAGGGCAGAGCCUCCUUCCCUGCCUGCUAGCAUCUCUCACAAGCACUUUUUCUUAAUGAAUCUAAGUCUUUCCUAUCAGUUUGUCUCUCAUUGAAUUCCUUCUACGCUGAGGCACAAAGAACUUGAACCACAGUAAGUCACCAGGUGAGUGAUUCUAACUUAAAAACCAUGAAUUUGAUAGGGAUAGAGUAGACACAGGUAGUUGUAGAAGUCCCAACAAAGGACCACAUUUAUAGAGAGAAACUUAGGGGACGUUGGGAGAUCACUGUGAGUUAAUAAAUUGCUCAAGAAAACCAUCAGCACAAGGCAGGCUUGCUUCAUUAGUGGAGCCUUGAGAAUUGCCUCAUGUUGUUGGGUGGGGGAUGGGAUGAGGCCUGCAUUCAUAGACCAAGGGCUAGAGUUUGAGGACCACCCUUCCAUGGAUUUUACACACUUUAGGGAUACUAAGGAGGAGCCAGUAUUCCCAGAAAGGAAGAGGCGGGCUUUUCCAAUCCCCACUCCCCUUGGAUAAUAAAACUGUGGCCCAGUGGAUCCUGGGGGCAGAGCCUCCUUGCCUGCCCUCCUGCAUCUCUCACAAGUGUCCUAUCUUAAUAAAUCUAUUUCUUGCCUAUCACUUUGUCUCUUGCUGAAUUCCUUCUGCAUGGAGACAUGAAGAACCUGUAUCUCAGUGAGUCCAGACGCAGGGUAGUGAUUCUAAUUUCAAACCUUGGGUUUAAGUCCCAAUCUGGGUUUAGGCUGGGUUCGAGUCCUGACACAUGGGUUCAAGCCCCAAACUAUAUUCUGGCUAGGUUCAGCCCAUUACUGCUGUCAGGUUCAGGUUCAGGAACGUGGGUUCAGUUCCCAGUCUGGGUUUUGGCUGGGUUCAAAUCCCAUUCUAGGUUCUUGGCUAAGUUCAGGUCAUAAGUGUUGUCAGUUUCAGGUCCAAAUUAUUUUCUUGUUCUCAAAUUUUCAUUUACUCAUAAAAAAAUAGGAAAAUAGUAGCAGAGAUAUAAGAUUAAGGUACCUAUUCCAGGCAAUAAUGAAAUAUUUUUUCUCUUUGCAAACUAAUACAAUUUGAAAUAGAAAGUAUUAGCUCUUAAAGAGAUUUUGUUCUGGGGCUUUAAAAAGAUCAGAUUCUAUUACAACACUGUCCACUUACAAUAUCCUCAGUGUUUCAGCAAACCCAUGUUCUGAGUGCUAUUUUUUAACAUGAAAAAAUCCUAAUAUCACACAAACUAAGAAUGAAUUCACCCAUUCCCCAUCGACUAUAACAAGCCUUGACCAGAAUCUUUUUUUUCUUCCCCAGUAACCCACUUACCAAGAAUAAUAGGGUUCUAAUGAGGAUUAAUAAGAUUUAAUAAGGUAUAAUUAGAGUCAUUCAUUUCCUUCAUCAUACACAUUGUAAGAGUGCUCUGUUAGAUCCAGAAAUGCUCCUAAUUAUGUUGAAACUGUUGUAUGAGUGUGUUGGGUAAGAUCACUGUGUCUCUCUUCCUGAAAUAUUUAUGAAUUGCUCAGGUGGGCAUGGUGUUAGCACAAGCAUUAUAUAAAGUUAAUCACAAAAGAUAAUUUCUACUCUUGAGGCACUCACCAGGAGUCUAAGAGGCAAAGUCAUAAAUUGGAUGCUUGGUGAACCGCAUGCAGUGUUGUCUCAGUGCAAACCCAAAUCAAAAGCCUCAUUCUCAUUUGCUGAUCUGAUUUCUUUUGUAUUCUCACUUUUUUUUCAACAACCCUAUUAAAACCUGCUGCGUGGAGGGACUUGGGAAAGAAGGGAAGGCUGUAUAAAUGCACAGACUUAAUGCUAGAGAAAUUCAGGUUUACCAAUUCAGAGACUAGGAGAUGCACAGAAUUUCAGGGGGGUAGAGGGCAUGUGAUGAGAGGGUUACACCCUGGUGGCCUAAAAGCUUACAGAUGCCACCUCCUUGGUCCAGUGAUGGCACAAAAGACUUUGAACAAGGCUAAGUUGUAGUCCCACCAUACCCUGGCAGUCCCUUGCUCAAAGGCUUUUGUGUACCUUGCGUCAGUCUUUCUUCUGGGCUUAUAUGUGACCAGCAAUAUUCUAAGGAUUCAUCUGCAUUUCACAAAACACUUUAGAGGUUGCAUUAUUAUUUUCUCUAUUUUGCCCAUGAGGAAAGAAAAGCCCUGGAAGGUUAAAUAGUCUGCUCUUAACACAGAGCUAGUACAUGGGUAAGCUGAGACACCCCCCCACCCCCUGCCCGAGCCCAGGCAGCCUGGCUCUUCCUUCUCUCACCCACUGCUGAGUAACCAUCUGGUCUCAGUUUGAACCUUCCAAUGUGCAGAACUCAUAAUUUGCCACAGCUGACCAAGAGGAAAAGAUAUAAAGAGGCUAUUGGAGAAAUAAUAACAGCAAGAGCAUUGAAGAUGGAAGGUAAACACCAACCUUAUGUGGUCUCCCCUCAAUUUAAAACCCAUCAGGCCAAACUCCUAAGUGUAGUUGGCAUAGUCCUUCAGCAUCACAUCUGCCAGUCUUUAGCGCUCCGGCCAAUGGAAGUUCUGAUGUUUGCCAAACAUCCUAACUGCCUUUAUACCAGUUUUUUUUUCCUCCCAGGAGCCCUCUUUCUUUUCAACACCAUCCCACCACCUCCAGUGGAUAUAUCCCCCACAGAGUGCCCCAGUCACUCUGGGCUUACCCUCAGUCCUCAUGACUUUGUAUCCUGCUCCUGGUCACCUUGUUUUUCUCUGCUGCUGGAAUCAGGGUGUAAUUUGUCUCUGAGUCCUUAAUAAAGUGUCUGCCUUUAUCACUGUA
Messenger RNA from Sus scrofa (pig), 4891 nucleotides. The record is from RefSeq and is a predicted model, not a curated record. NCBI's taxonomy places the organism in Eukaryota, Metazoa, Chordata, Mammalia, Artiodactyla, Suidae.